AUGGCAUCAAUUCUUUAUAAUAACCCGAUAGCUAUCACUUUGACAUGGUGUUUUGGCGUUUGUGGCAUAAUCGCUAAUUACUACGUCUUUAAGAUUAUUUUGGCUCUAAAGAAACGUAGCAAUCGCACUAUCUUUUCUAAAGUAAGCUCUGAUCAUAGCCGGCAAUCAGAAAUUACGAGUAACCAAUUUACAGCCAGAUACGUUGGCAAUCGAACAUUUAUUAUCCUGAUAGCCAAUCUAGCUGCCUCCGAUUUAGCUGGCUCAUUAUAUUUACUUAUUUUAGCAGUAGCUGAUCUUCGCUAUCGGUUUAUGCAAAUUAAUCCUUACAAUAAUGGUAGUAUGGCAGAGUCACUAAUCAAUUCAUCGAAUAUUUAUCACGAUUGGAUCGGCAAUCCAUUCUGUUUUACAGCUAGGUAUCUAAAUGUUUUAUCUUCAUUUCAAUCUGUCUUCAUCAUUACGAUUAUUGCCGUUGAUCGCUAUGUUAGCGUAGCAUUUCCAUUUUCGAACAACUUAGAAAUAACUCCUAAGAAAGCAAAAAUGAUUUCCAUUGGUGGUUGGAGCAUUGGAAUUGCCACUGCAAGUAUGUUUACGGCGUUUUCCUAUAUAACUUUUCCACCCGCUAAGUCAAUUAGUUAUCGGUUUAGCAAUUUAUGUACAUUUGCAGAUGUAUCCGUUAAUUUCGUUAGAUUUUCACUGUUACUUUUGAGCGUAAUCGGGUUUAUUUGUUAUAUUUUUACAUUAUCCUUAUAUAUGGGGACAUAUCUUAAACUACGGCAUAUAGCAGCCAAAAUUAAAGCUAGCAAGACCUUCAACCAAAACGUUGAAAGGAAAACGUUAAAAAUUGCCGCCACUAUUAGUAUUACUAAUCUUGUGGCUUGGUUUCCUUCGCUUGCUUGUGGUACAGCAAUAUUUAUUAAUUAUCGUUUAUCUAUCGACAAUAUUCGUUUUCUGGAUACCGCACCGAAUGUCUUGCUAUUAUUUCAAGUUAACUGCACAAUUAAUCCCAUUAUUUACAUCUUUAAUAUCUCUCAAAAUCUGUCAAACUAUAAGCGUAAGUUGUUCUGGACUCGGACUUGA
Trichoplax adhaerens is the source of this 1077-nucleotide messenger RNA. RefSeq lists its product as uncharacterized. The transcript has a single exon. Gene Ontology annotation, cellular component: membrane. Gene Ontology annotation, molecular function: G protein-coupled receptor activity. NCBI's taxonomy places the organism in Eukaryota, Metazoa, Placozoa, Uniplacotomia, Trichoplacea, Trichoplacidae. The coding region runs from base 1 to 1077 and encodes 358 amino acids. Gene Ontology annotation, biological process: G protein-coupled receptor signaling pathway. The record is from RefSeq and is a predicted model, not a curated record.